Molecule: messenger RNA, 372 nt
Organism: Plasmodium knowlesi strain H
Lineage: Eukaryota; Apicomplexa; Aconoidasida; Haemosporida; Plasmodiidae
Product: peptidyl-tRNA hydrolase PTRHD1, putative
Exons: 2
Coding region: 1-372 (123 amino acids)
Molecular function (GO): peptidyl-tRNA hydrolase activity
Source: RefSeq, a predicted model, not a curated record
AUGCAGGAAAACCCUAUCGUCCAGUACAUUUUGGUGAACAAAGAAAUCUUAGAUAAGAAAUGGCCGCUGGGGUCUGUCAUAGCCCAGGCAUGUCAUGCAUGCGUCGCAGUCAUUGCCGAAAAUCAGGAAGACCAAGUGGUGAAGGAGUACCUUUGUGCAGAAAAAAUAAACAACAUGCACAAGGUCAUCUUACGGAUCGAAGACACAAAUGAAAUAAAAAAACUUUCCAGCAUUUUAGAGGACGCAUGCUUAAAGUACAAAAUAUGGACGGAAUUCCCAGAAAACAUACAAACAGCUGUGGCCUUGAAACCCUAUUAUAAGGACACGGUCAAGGAAUAUUUGAAGAAAUAUCCUUUGCUACGUAAGCUUUGA